AUGGACUGCGCACCUCAAAUCACAAAUGCUGUUGAAACAGCCAUCCCCUUAUGCCAGAUCAUUUGGUGUGGCGUUCAUGUGUUGCGCGCUGUCAUGAGAAAGGCUGAAAAGUUUCAAGAUCGUUCCAACUUCGAAACUUUCUAUAACUUAAUGAAGUUAUUGGUCUUUGGUUCUGAAGAGGAAGAAAUUGAUCAUGAUGAAGUUUACAACAAUUUAGAAGAAAUUUUAAAUGAGGAACCUGCUGCCCGUGAAUACUUUGACCAACAGUGGCGCCAUCAUCUUGACAGGUGGAUGCUUCGCUAUAGAAAUGAAGGAGAUGGAACAAACAACAUCUCGGAAUCACAUUUCAAGGUUUUGAAGCACCAGUACUUCCCAGAAAGGCGAAAUCUUCGACUCGAUGAACUUGUCAUCGAGUUAUAUUCCAGUGUUGUUCCUUCAUUCCUGAUUAAGUUGCAAAUUAAAG
Messenger RNA from Trichomonas vaginalis G3, 463 nucleotides. Its product is annotated as MULE transposase domain-containing protein. NCBI's taxonomy places the organism in Eukaryota, Parabasalia, Trichomonadida, Trichomonadidae. The record is from RefSeq and is a predicted model, not a curated record. The annotation marks the transcript as partial. The transcript has a single exon.